Penicillium lagena is the source of this 5574-nucleotide messenger RNA. Its product is annotated as trifunctional fatty acid synthase subunit FAS2. Gene Ontology annotation, cellular component: fatty acid synthase complex. The record is from RefSeq and is a predicted model, not a curated record. Gene Ontology annotation, biological process: long-chain fatty acid biosynthetic process. NCBI's taxonomy places the organism in Eukaryota, Fungi, Ascomycota, Eurotiomycetes, Eurotiales, Aspergillaceae. The transcript has 3 exons. Bases 1 to 5574 code for a protein of 1857 amino acids. Gene Ontology annotation, molecular function: magnesium ion binding; 3-oxoacyl-[acyl-carrier-protein] synthase activity; holo-[acyl-carrier-protein] synthase activity.
AUGCGUCCUGAAGUCGAGCAAGAGCUGGCUCACACCUUGCUGGUGGAGCUGCUCGCCUACCAAUUCGCCUCUCCCGUCAGAUGGAUCGAGACACAAGAUGUGAUCCUCGCCGAGCAGCGCACCGAGCGCAUUGUCGAAAUCGGUCCCGCAGAUACCCUGGGUGGAAUGGCACGGAGAACUCUAGCGUCCAAGUAUGAAGCCUACGAUGCAGCCACCUCGGUGCAACGCCAGAUUCUCUGCUACAACAAAGACGCCAAGGAGAUCUACUACGAUGUCGACCCGAUUGAAGAGGAGCCCGAAGCUCCUGCAGCACAGCCGGCCGGUACCCCGGCCUCAGCCGCAGCGCCCGCUGCAGGUGCUCCUGCAGCUGUCGCACCUCCUCCUAGUGCCGGGCCCGCUGCGGCUGUGGAAGAUGUGCCGGUGACGGCAGUCGAUGUGCUGCGCACACUAGUAGCACAGAAGCUAAAGAAGAGCCUCGCGGAUGUACCGCUGUCAAAGGCCAUCAAGGAUCUAGUUGGAGGUAAAUCCACAUUACAAAACGAAAUUCUGGGAGACCUGGGUAAAGAAUUUGGCUCCACACCAGAGAAGCCCGAAGAUACACCGCUGGAUGAGCUGGGUGCCGCGAUGCAGGCCACUUUCAACGGCCAAUUGGGGAAACAGUCGUCUUCUCUCAUUGCGCGCAUGGUCUCGUCGAAGAUGCCCGGUGGGUUCAACAUCACUGCCGUUCGGAAAUACUUAGAAACUCGAUGGGGCCUGCAAUCCGGCCGUCAGGAUGGAGUGUUACUGCUCGCCAUCACCAUGGAGCCCGCCUCCCGUCUCGGAUCGGAGGCCGACGCCAAGGCCUACCUCGACGAUGUCACCAACAAGUAUGCCGCCAGUGCUGGGAUUAAUCUUUCCGCCCCAGCCACUGGUAGUGAUGGUGGUGCCGGUGGCGGUGGUAUGCUCAUGGACCCCGCAGCCAUCGACGCCUUGACCAAGGAUCAGCGGGCUCUGUUCAAGCAGCAGCUCGAAAUUAUUGCCCGUUAUCUAAAGAUGGAUCUCCGCGCAGGAGACAAGGCCUUCAUCACCUCCCAAGAAACUCAAAAAGCACUGCAGGCCCAGCUGGACCUGUGGCAGGCGGAGCACGGCGAUUUCUAUGCUUCCGGCAUUGAGCCUUCAUUUGACCCACUCAAGGCCCGUGUCUACGACUCCUCGUGGAACUGGGCUCGCCAGGAUGCCUUGAGCAUGUACUACGAUAUCAUCUUUGGCCGACUGCAGGUGGUGGAUCGCGAGAUUGUCAGCCAAUGCAUUCGCAUCAUGAACCGCUCCAACCCUCUCCUCCUUGACUUCAUGCAAUAUCACAUUGAUAACUGCCCGACCAACCGGGGCGAAACCUACCAGCUGGCCAAGGAAUUGGGCCAGCAGCUCAUCGAGAACUGCCGGGAGGUGAUGGAAGUGGCCCCCGUGUACAAGGAUGUCGCCAUUCCCACUGGUCCUCAGACUACCAUCGAUGCUCGAGGAAAUAUUGGCUAUAAAGAGGUUCCUCGUGCUAGUGCGCGUAAGCUGGAGCACUAUGUCAAGCAAAUGGCGGAGGGUGGUCCGAUCUCCGAGUACAGCAACCGCACCAAGGUCCAGAACGAUCUGAAGAACGUUUAUAAGCUGAUCCGCAAGCAACACCGUCUCUCCACGGCCUCGCAGCUUGAAUUCAAUGCCUUGUAUAAGGAUGUUCUGCGCGCGCUUAGCAUGAAUGAGAACCAGAUCAUGCCCCAGGAGAAUGGGCAUGCUAAGAAGCCUGGCCGCAACGGCAUCAAGCGCAAUACGGCACGCACAGGCAAGGUGGAGACGAUUCCCUUCUUGCACUUAAAGAAGAAGAGUGAGCACGGCUGGGAUUACAACAAGAAGCUUACCGGGAUCUAUCUGGAUGUGAUGGAGACGGCCGCUCGCGCUGGCCUCAGUUUCCAGGGCAAGAACGUUCUCAUGACAGGUGCCGGUGCAGGUUCUAUUGGCGCUGAGGUUCUGCAGGGUCUGAUUAGUGGUGGUGCCAAGGUCGUCGUCACUACGAGCCGAUAUUCACGUGAAGUGACCGAAUACUACCAGGCCAUGUACGCCCGCUACGGUGCCCGCGGUUCCCAGCUGGUCGUCGUGCCCUUUAACCAGGGCAGCCAGCUGGACGUGGUGGCUUUGGUCGACUACAUCUAUGACACCAAGAAGGGCCUUGGUUGGGACUUGGACUUGGUCGUUCCCUUCGCCGCCAUUCCCGAAAACGGCCGUGAGAUUGACUCGAUCGAUUCCAAAUCCGAGCUGGCUCACCGGAUCAUGUUGACCAACCUACUCCGUCUAUUGGGCUCGAUCAAAAGCCAGAAGCAGACCCAUGGCUUCGAGACUCGUCCUGCCCAGGUCAUCCUGCCCUUGUCCCCCAACCACGGUACCUUUGGUAACGACGGCCUUUACUCCGAGUCCAAGCUUGCCCUGGAGACCCUCUUCAACCGCUGGUACUCUGAGAAUUGGAGCAACUACCUCACCAUCUGUGGUGCUGUUAUCGGCUGGACUCGUGGAACGGGUCUGAUGGGCGGUAACAAUAUGGUCGCCGAAGGUGUUGAGAAGCUGGGUGUUCGCACGUUCUCUCAGCAGGAGAUGGCUUUCAACCUUCUGGGACUGAUGUCCCCUGCCGUCGUCAACCUCUGCCAGCUCGAUCCGGUCUGGGCCGAUCUCAACGGCGGUCUUCAGUUCAUUCCAGAUCUCAAGGGCUUAAUGACCAAGCUCCGGACCGACAUCAUGGAAACGAGUGAUGUCCGCAAGGCCGUCAUCAAGGAGACCGCCAUCGAGCACAAGGUCAUCAACGGCGAGGACAGUGAAGCUCUGUACAAGAAGGUUGUUGCGGAGCCUCGCGCCAAUAUCAAGUUCGAAUUCCCUCACCUUCCUGAUUGGGAGAAGGAAGUGAAGCCCCUCAACGAAUCGCUCAAAGGCAUGGUCAAUUUGGACAAGGUGGUCGUCGUCACUGGUUUCUCUGAGAUCGGCCCCUGGGGUAACUCUCGUACGCGAUGGGAGAUGGAGGCCCAUGGUAAAUUCUCGCUUGAAGGCUGCGUUGAGAUGGCGUGGAUCAUGGGCCUGAUCAAGCACCACAACGGUCCACUCAAGGGCAAGGCCUACUCUGGCUGGGUUGACGCCAAGACGGGCGAUCCCGUUGAUGACAAGGACGUUAAGCCGAAGUACGAGAAGUACAUUCUGGAGCACACUGGAAUUCGUUUGAUUGAGCCGGAGCUGUUCAAGGGCUACGAUCCGAAGCAGAAGCAGCUGCUCCAGGAGAUUGUCCUUCAAGAGGACCUGGAUCCCUUCGAGGCCUCCAAGGAAACGGCAGAGGAGUUCAAGCGCGAACAUGGUGAGAAGGUCGAGAUCUUUGAGAUCGCUGACUCUGGCGAAUUCACCGUCCGUCUUCGCAAGGGCGCUACGCUUCUGAUCCCCAAGGCACUUCAAUUCGACCGCCUUGUUGCCGGUCAGGUGCCCACAGGCUGGGAUGCUAAACGGUACGGUAUCCCUGAAGAUAUCAUUGAGCAGGUGGACCCUGUCACCUUGUUCGUCCUGGUCGGCACUGCCGAGGCCAUGCUCUCUUCCGGUAUUACUGAUCCGUACGAGUUCUACAAGUACGUCCAUCUCUCCGAGGUCGGCAACUGCAUUGGUUCAGGUAUUGGAGGUACCCACGCUCUGCGUGGCAUGUACAAGGACCGCUACCUGGACAAGCCCCUACAAAAGGAUAUUCUGCAAGAGUCCUUUAUCAACACCAUGAGUGCCUGGGUCAACAUGCUGCUCCUGUCCUCCACCGGCCCAAUCAAGACCCCAGUUGGUGCGUGUGCCACGGCCGUGGAGUCUAUCGAUAUCGGUUAUGAAACCAUUGUCGAAGGCAAAGCCCGUGUGUGCUUCGUUGGUGGCUUUGAUGACUUCCAGGAGGAGGGCUCCUAUGAGUUCGCCAACAUGGGGGCCACUAGCAACGCCGAGGACGAGUUCGCCCACGGCCGUACUCCCCAGGAGAUGUCGCGGCCGACCACCACGACACGCGCUGGCUUCAUGGAGUCGCAAGGUUGCGGUAUGCAGCUUAUCAUGAGCGCUCAGCUCGCCCUUGACAUGGGUGUGCCCAUCCAUGGUAUCAUCGCCCUGACGACGACCGCCACUGACAAGAUUGGCCGAUCCGUUCCUGCUCCGGGUCAAGGUGUCCUCACCACCGCUCGUGAAAACCCGGGCAAGUUCCCUUCGCCUCUGCUGGAUCUCAAGUACCGUCGCCGCCAGUUGGAUCUGCGCAUGAAGCAGAUCAAGGAAUGGCAAGAGUCCGAACUCCUCUACCUACAGGAAGAGGUGGAGGCCAUGAAGGCUCAGGCCGGCGAAUCCUUCAACGAGUCGGAGUACAUGCAUGAGCGUGCUCAACACAUCGAGCGUGAGGCUGUUCGCCAGGAGAAGGAUGCCCAGUUCAGCCUUGGCAACAACUUCUGGAAGCAGGAUUCACGCAUUGCUCCUCUGCGCGGAGCUCUGGCCACCUGGGGUCUCACGGUUGAUGAUAUCGGUGUGGCCUCCUUCCACGGUACUUCGACUGUUGCCAACGACAAGAACGAAUCCGAUGUGAUUUGCCAGCAGAUGAAGCACCUUGGCCGUAAGAAGGGCAAUGCUGUGCUGGGUAUCUUCCAGAAGUACCUCACCGGACACCCUAAGGGUGCUGCCGGUGCCUGGAUGUUCAAUGGCGCCUUGCAGGUUCUGGAUACUGGUCUGGUUCCUGGCAACCGCAACGCCGACAAUGUGGACAAGGUCUUGGAGAAAUUCGAUUACAUCGUGUAUCCCAGUCGUAGCAUCCAGACCGACGGCAUCAAGGCCUUCUCCGUUACCUCCUUCGGUUUCGGACAGAAGGGUGCUCAGGCCAUUGGUAUCCACCCCAGGUACCUGUACGCCACUCUUGACCAGGCCCAAUACCAAGCCUACAAGACCAAGGUGGAAGCUCGCCAGAAGAAGGCCUACCGCUUCUUCCACAAUGGCCUGAUCAACAACAGCAUCUUCGUUCCCAAGAGCAAGGCGCCCUACGAGGACAACAUCCAGAGCCAGGUCUUCUUGAACCCAGACUACCGCGUGUCAGUCGAUAAGAAGACCUCCGAGCUCAAGUACUCGGCCACGCCCCCCAAGAUGGAGAGCCCGAGCGAAGAGAGCACCCGGCAGAUGGUCGAAUCCCUGACCAAGGCCAACGCCUCGCCGAACUCGAAGAUUGGUGUUGAUGUGGAGAGUAUCCAGUCCAUCAACAUCGAGAACGAGACCUUCGUGGAGCGGAAUUUCACACCGAGCGAGCAGGAAUACUGCCGCAAGGCGCCUUCCCCUCAGGCUUCGUUCGCGGGUCGAUGGAGUGCCAAAGAGGCAGUCUUCAAGUCCCUGGGCGUGAGCAGCAAGGGUGCUGGAGCUGCCCUCAAGGAGAUUGAGAUUGGAAGCGACGCCAAUGGCGCCCCCGUGGUCAAUCUCCAUGGCGCCGCUGCCGCUGCCGCCAAACAGGCGGGCGUGAAGCAGGUCAGCGUCAGCAUUAGCCACAGUGACACGCAGGCUGUUGCCGUGGCGGUCUCGCAGCUUUGA